This is a messenger RNA of Hibiscus syriacus, 1018 nucleotides long. RefSeq lists its product as uncharacterized. Lineage: Eukaryota; Viridiplantae; Streptophyta; Magnoliopsida; Malvales; Malvaceae. The record is from RefSeq and is a predicted model, not a curated record. The transcript is spliced from 3 exons. The coding region runs from base 130 to 777 and encodes 215 amino acids.
AACCGAAGCAAUCUGCAAAAGUUGAACGAAAUUAAACAAACGAAGGGGAGGAAUAAAAAUUCUCUAUUCUUUCGUCGAUCGUGAAAAAACAAGGACAUCGGCAAACGGGGGAGAAAAUUGGGAAAAACUAUGGGGAAGAAGAGGAAGUCAAUAGCGACGAGCCUUGACGAGGUGGAUCGGACUAUGUACGCUUCGUUUUUCAGCGCCGCUAAUUCUUUGUCUCAGCUUUAUACUCAGGCUAUGAACCAGCAGAAACUCUCCUUCCAAGCUGGCAAACGCCAUAGCCUUGAAAAACUUUAUCAGUGGAUUCGGAGGCAACAAGAGGCGGGAACGAGAGUAACAACAAUGGAUAUCCACAAUUACCUUCAGAACGAGCUAGACUACUGUGGCGAGGAGCCAUCAAUGUCACCUAGAGCACCAAGCCAACAGCAACAACCCCAGCCUACAAUGCCGUUCAUGAAUCCCGGUUUCAUGGUCUCUUCAGGCUCAUCCUGCCAAACUUCUGUGCGGGGAACUCGCCCCGAUCAUUGUGAUCAGCAGCCAAAGAAUUCUGUUUUCUCAAAUGCCUUAUCGAGCCCUGUUCGUCUGAGUCUUCAGCAUUAUCACAUUUCUCAGGAAGGUAACUGUCCGAACGGUGGUCUGCCUUCGGGAAAUGGAGCCGGGAAGAACGAAUCCAACUUUCUGCAGCACCAGAUUCGGGAUCCUAACCCUCUCAGCUCCAACGAUACCUCGAUGGACAUGCACGCAGAUAGUUCUUCACAUGAAUCUACUUACUGAGAGAACGGCAACGGUAGCUCCCGACAAUUAUCACCGAAGUGAAGAUAACUCUCCGCAUUCAUUAAAAAAAAAAGGAACUCAGGGCAGUGGCGAUUAAAGGAGAAGAAUCUGCGUGUGUUGUGUGUUGCAUAGAUAGCACAGAUUGGUGUGAAUUUAUCAGUUUUAUGUGCUUUGGCCCUACUUGCUUCCAAGUCUUCAAUUUCUUAUUGUAAAACAUUUUGUCUAGUCAAUACAGCCGCUU